UUCGCAAAAAUGACAAGUGUUGAAAGGAAUUGCUUUUGGAUUUGUAGACUUUACAAAUGAUAAAAUGUUUUUAUUUUUUAUAUAACACCCAGAAUUUGAUUUCUCUGGGUCACGUUAGUCAGCGGCGGAACUAAGUAUAUUUAGUGUCGUUUCCACCCGGAAUGUUUUAUCAGUCGGACAUUUUCGCUCAUGUUGAUGUUGAUGUUGACAUGAGUGCGUGUAGGGGAUUUGGUUAGUUUAAUAUUAUAGUAAUGGACGUGAAAGUAAACACAGCCUCUUCAGACACGGAGGCUGAGUGUAAAAGUAAAGACGCAGCAACGGUGCCGUUAUCAGAGACCAGACUGGUUUGUAUUGAAUAUCCGGGUUUGGUUAAUAAUGUGGACAAAAUGCUGGCGACCAUUGGAGGGGAACAGGGGCUGUCCAAGACGUAUGGAGACUCGUCCAAACGGCUGGAGCUGCGAUAUCGUCCCCAGGACCCUUUCUGUCACCCUGUAUGUGGGAAUCGCUAUUCUUCCACCAACCUGCUCAUCCGAGUGCGGCGCAGAACAAACAGACGCAGUGGGGAAUCUCACGUCAUCAUGGAGAUCCUGGGCCUUAUAGACACCACGUAUAAAUUUCAAGGAAUGGCAGAUUUUCAGUACCUGGCUAUGCACAGAGAGGCUGACGGAUCCCAGAUCUCUUUGUAUGACAAGGUCAUUUUGUGCAAACCUGAAAAGAAGGCGUUCUUUGACCAGUCUGUGCCGCUCUUCCUUCCACCUCCCAUCUUCUCUCGUCUGGACAACCCGGUGGAUUACUACUACCGGCCGGAUAUUGUCCACAAGGAAGGAAACGCUCCGCAUUUGCUCACCAAAGAUAACCUGAUCGGUCCUAACCGAGCCCGGAGAGCCCACAAUGCCAUAUUUGUGAUUUUUGAAGAUAAGACUGUCCCAACUGAGCCACUAGAGGCUGCUAAGGUGAACUGGCAGAAAAACGCUAUGCACCACAGUGACCUCAAGGCAGAGGAGGAAAUGAGGAAGCUAUUUGAAAGACGGCCCAUAUGGUCCCGCAAUGCCGUUAAAGCCAACAUCAACAUUCACCCGGAGAAGCUGAAGAUCCUGCUCCCCAUUCUGGCUUAUUACAUGUUGACUGGGCCAUGGAGAAGCUUGUGGGUGAGGUUUGGUUAUGAUCCCCGUAAGCACACGGAGGCCAAAAUCUACCAGGUUCUGGACUUCAGAAUCCGCUGUGGAGUGAGACAUGGAAAUAGCUUUAAUGAUAUACCAGUAAAGGCUAAAAGAAGUGCCUACCAGUACACUCUUCCAACCUCAGUCAACAAGGCAGCGCCUCAGGCAGCUAGUGUGAAGGACAUCACCCAGGACAGUUCAUCAAGCACCCUAUCCUCUUCAACAAAAUACAUUCUUAAGGAUUCGGUUUAUAUAUUCCGUGAGGGAAUGUUACCACCCUACCGACAGAUGUUUUACCAGCUGUGCGAUCUGGAUGUAGAGAAAAUUAAAAGCAUCAUCCAUAAAAAUGACGGGAAGGAGGAAGUGUGCGACGAGCGUGACGGCUGGUGUUUGCCGCGGACUUCAGACGAGCUCAGAAACAUCAUCUCUUCCAUGAUCGCGCAGGUGGCGCGAGCCAAAAGACCUUCUCUGUCUUCCCCGAAGCUGAGGCCUGUCCGGGCCGGACGUAAAAUCGAAGAGAGUGACGAGGACGAAGACGACAACGACGAAGACGACGAUGACGACGAUGAAGAUUUCAAGCCUGAUGGGAGUGAAAAUGAAAUGGAGACAGAAAUGCUUGAUUACAUGUAAACUAGAACUGUGGACUUUAAGCUGAUUAAGUUGACUUAAGUUAAUGUGGAAAAUGAAUAAAUGUCUUUUGUAAAAAUAAUUAUUUGUUCAAUACAGAGAGUUAGACUGAGAUAUUAUGUUGAAUGUUAUGUGGCAAAUAAUAAUAAUAAUAAUAAUAAUAAUAAUAAUUUAAAAAAUUGGCCUGGAUUUUUUUCUUAGUAGACAUUUCAUAGACAUAAAUGAGGGCUAUCAGAGCAUGUCCUGGCUUAUCUGUAUUGCAGUAUUGAAACCAAAAAGAGAUAAAGCUGCAAAAAUCAAUUUUGAAAUGCAGCUGGUGUGUGUUUUUAGAGGAACAGAUGCAGGUGUAAGCUGGCAGGCCAUUAUCAGAACUUUCACCUUCUCCAGUUUCGGCACUGUAACACACUUUUUCAUGGCUACUCAGUAUUCCCUGUUCAUACAAUGCUUAAUAUCAGCCACAUCAACAAUAAAACAUUUAUGGGAAGAUAAUCAGUGACAAAGGUGAUUAUUUUUGUAUUACAUCACAUCCUGAAGUGAUUUAUUCCUCUCAUACUACAGCAAUUUGCAAACGAUUACAACUGCUUAUUAAAUUAAAGAACGACACGAAAGAACGACAGUUUUUAUCCGUUUAUAGUUAUGUUUAGUGUUGAGGACCAUCCACAAAACAUGUUAUCGUUUACUUUAUAAAAUAUAUAAGCAGUCUUUAAAUCACCAGCCUCUCUUGUGAAGCUGGACCAUUUAUGUCUGUCUAUUAUAAAGCACUGAUACUGGAGACUCCUUCCAACCAGUGCUCUUGCUGAUGGACUUGGAAAUUGUA
This is a messenger RNA of Ictalurus furcatus (blue catfish), 2604 nucleotides long. It is a transcript of the gene gtf3c5, whose product is annotated as general transcription factor IIIC, polypeptide 5. NCBI's taxonomy places the organism in Eukaryota, Metazoa, Chordata, Actinopteri, Siluriformes, Ictaluridae. The coding region runs from base 252 to 1790 and encodes 512 amino acids. Gene Ontology annotation, cellular component: transcription factor TFIIIC complex. The record is from RefSeq and is a predicted model, not a curated record. Gene Ontology annotation, biological process: transcription initiation at RNA polymerase III promoter. The transcript is spliced from 11 exons.